UUGGAAUUCCUCCAAACCAAAUGUGGAGAAAAUUCACUACCAUGUAAAAUCAAACAAUCCAAACAUCAACCCAAACAGCUUAGUGCUUCAUCGAUUCUCAGGAGUCUAAAAACGCCGGAGUAGGAAAAACAUAGGAUUGUUUGAUUGCAUCAGAGGAAAAACAAAGAAUUCUUUCAGAGAGGUUUGAGUGGAUGCUAGAAAUCCUAUGGGAAGCAGUAAAAAAAUCCUUAAAGAAAAUUUCUAUAGGAUUAAAUCCUAUUAAUCAAACAACCAACAUAGAAAAAAUUCCUAAGGAUUCUAAUCCUCCAAAAUUCCUAUGAAAAUCUUUUGAAUCAAAGAAGCCACUAUAUCUUUUAAAAGACGUCCAGAUAAAGCAGCUCUCACACAUAAGAUAACCUUUCUUCAGAGCCAACCUCUUUGGCUCCAAAGCACGGCAAGAACCAUGUAGUACCACAGUACCACGGAACAUGUCCAAGUGCAUCGCCAAAGUCGUCCAAAUGAAGCCGCAGGGAGGGGACAGCCAGGGCGAUGAUAACCUGAUAAGUUUGUUUAAUCCCUCGACGGGCAUUGUUUAACAGCGACAUAGCCCCCCUUCCACCGUGGAUCGGCACAUUCCCAACGCCGCGUCGUAAUAUUCCGGCCCCCGAACGCCGGCGACCAAUCGCAGGCCGUCACCGCGACUCCUACACCGAUAAAACUACAAGAAGCCGACGCUGACCAGCCCCGCGGCUUAACCUAGGAUCUGCGAAGCUGCGGCUCGACAUUGAUCGCAGUCACCCACAGAUCUUUUGCCUUGGUCUUUCUUGAGCGGCAGGCUGGUUUGUUGGUACCUGGGUGUAAUGGUGAUGGAGGUGGAUGCCGGCAUGGAGCGGGUCCUCGGCGGCUUCAGCCUCCGGCUCAGCGACCGCGACGACAGCGAUGGGAGCGGCGGCGGCCGGGGAGGAGGGCACGACGAGGCCGACGGCGGCAGCGGCGCGGUGAAGGAGCGGAUCGCGCGGGCGCUGCGGCUGUACAAGGAGUCGAGCGGCGCCGGCGAAGAUGGCGGCGGCGCGCUGGUGCAGGUCUGGGCGCCGGCGCGGGACGGGGAGCGCCGCCGCGUGCUGGCCACCCGUGGGCAGCCCUUCGUGCUGCCCUCCAGGUGCCGCCGGCUGCUCCAGUACCGGACGGUGUCGCUGACGCACGUGUUCGCCGUCGGCGGCGGGCAGGGCAGGCGCGUGACGUGGGAGGAGCGCGGGCUGCCGGGGCGGGUGUUCGAGGCGCGGGCGCCCGAGUGGACGCCCAACGUGCAGUUCUACGGCACCGGCGAGUACGCGCGCAUGAGCUACGCGCUCAUCUACGACAUCCAGGCCAGCCUCGCCCUCCCCAUCCUCGACCCCGCCCACCCGCGCCGCUGCCUCGCCGUCCUCGAGCUCGUCUUCACCGCCGCCCCCGCCGCCCGCUUCGCCGCCGAGGCCCACAGGCUCUGCAAGGCCCUCCAGGCCGUGUCAUUGAGAGGCUCGGAGAUCUGCCACCCUGUGCCACCGACCGAGGUGCGUGCCGCGACUUGCGAACCAUGGAUAUGCAACUCAGAGGCGACUCAGGCGGCCAUGUCGGAGGUGUCGGAGCUGCUGGCCGCCGUCCGCGAAGCCCACGAGCUGCCACUGGCGCAGGCCUGGGUGAGGUGCAAGCAGUGCAGCAGCACGGAUGUCGAGGACGACAACCAACAUUUCUCCCUGACGACGGCCGGAGCCCCAUUCCACCUGGGCGCGCACUACGGCGGCUUCCGCGACGCCUGCGCCGAGCACCACCUGCGGCGCGGCCAGGGGCUCGUGGGCGAGGCGGCGGCGGUGCGAGGGCCGCGCUUCUGCGCCGACGUCGCCAGGCGGUCCAAGGACGCCUACCCGCUCGCGCACUACGCCCGCAUGCACGGCCUGGCAGGGUGCCUCGCCGUGCCCCUGCGACUACCACAGUCCGCCAUGGACGUCGGCGACGACGACGGCCAGGUAGAGGAGGAAUGCGUGGUGCUGGAGUUCUUCCUCCCGCCGGACUGCAGGAGCGCCGGGGAGCAGAAGGCCAUGGUGGACGCCGUCGCGGCUACGAUCAGGAAGGAGUGCUCCGGCAAUCACCUGGAGGCGACGAGCGACCUGCAAGAUUUGUCCUUGGAGGCCGUUCUUGCCGAUGCUGACACUGCCCAUGAACUGAACGAUCGUGGGGACUAUGAUACCAAUGAUUCAGACGAGGAGGACGGCGAUCAAGCAGGAGGCGUCCAUGGCGCAGACCAAAGUGGAGCCGAGGAUCGUGUACCACAACCGGAGAUGAAGAAGAAGACCGGAAGGAAGGCCGGAAGACCUGUCAGUCUUAAGGAGCUGCAAGGAUACUUCUCAGGGAGCCUGAAAGAUGCUGCCAGGAGCCUCGGCGUGUGCCCGACGACGAUGAAGCGCAUCUGCAGGCAGCACGGCAUAUCAAGAUGGCCAUUCCGGAAGAUCAGCAAGGUGAACCGUGCACUCGGCAAGAUCAGGGCCAUCGAAUCGGCGGAUUGCUCACCGAAGCCGACUGCUGCUGCUUCUUCCACCUCUCGCCGAGCUCCAGCCCCUCAUCUGCCAUGCUUGUCAAGUGCUCUAGGAGAAGACACCUCCUCCCAAGGCUCAAGCCAAGAUCCUCCACCUCUCACCAAAACCACAAUGCGCAAGUCUUUGCUGUGGCGCAGCAAUGGCGCGGAGGGGGAGCUGGUGACCAUCAAGGCGAACUACAGAGGGGACAUCAUCAGGUUCAGGGUGUCGUGCUCCGCUGGCGUCGCGGCGGUGAAGGAGGAGGUGGCCAAGAGGCUGGGCCUAGAUGCCGGCGCCUUCGACGUCAAGUACCUCGACGACGACCAUGAGUGGGUGCUCCUGUCCUGCGAUGCCGAUUUCCAGGAGUGCCUUGAUGUUGCCCCAGGACUGCCGGCAUCCGCAACUAUGGCUGGCGGAGCUGGAGUGGUGUCCCCAGUUGUCAGGCUAAUGGUGCAGGAGGUGGUAGCUGAUAACCAUAGGAGCUCUUGUGGUAGCUCAGAUUAGCCUUGCUUCUGCAUGCCUUAACCAUACAGCUGUUACUGAUGAGGAGGCUUUGUCACUUCCUUGACAUGCGUCGGAGUCAGGUAGAGCUUUCAAAAUUCUGCAGAUUCACUUUGUAACUUUGCAUACUCACGGUACAUUGUUUGAAUAAUGAUAGAAGGGAUGGAAUUUUGUUC
Messenger RNA from Aegilops tauschii subsp. strangulata, 3205 nucleotides. RefSeq names its product protein NLP3. Gene Ontology annotation, molecular function: DNA-binding transcription factor activity; protein binding. The record is from RefSeq and is a predicted model, not a curated record. NCBI's taxonomy places the organism in Eukaryota, Viridiplantae, Streptophyta, Magnoliopsida, Poales, Poaceae.